Cyclopterus lumpus (lumpfish) is the source of this 5820-nucleotide messenger RNA. It is a transcript of the gene igf1rb, whose product is annotated as insulin-like growth factor 1b receptor. Gene Ontology annotation, cellular component: insulin receptor complex; axon; membrane. Lineage: Eukaryota; Metazoa; Chordata; Actinopteri; Perciformes; Cyclopteridae. The transcript has 21 exons. Gene Ontology annotation, molecular function: phosphatidylinositol 3-kinase binding; ATP binding; insulin receptor activity. The coding region runs from base 456 to 4691 and encodes 1411 amino acids. Gene Ontology annotation, biological process: insulin-like growth factor receptor signaling pathway; regulation of JNK cascade; protein autophosphorylation. The record is from RefSeq and is a predicted model, not a curated record.
GGAGGAGGAGGAGGAGGGGGGGGGGUUCGCUCGUAUUCUGCCUCCCGAGGAAUUCUCCAGCAGCGGGACGUUGAACGUUUUUCCUCCAGAUAUGGAGCGUGAAGAUGCGGACCACACGGGGGUCCCCGCCGCCGGUUUCACCGCAUUGGUUUCAUUGUACACACCGGUGCGGCGUUGUUUCGGGCGCGAAUAAAACCGAACAAUGAAUACGUAUCUUCUCGCCAGAGGAAUACAUCUGUGAUUGUUUUUUGUUUGGACUCGAGGAAGCUCUCGGGCUAGCCUGUCCGUACGCGCUAUUAGCUCCAUUAGCCGGCUAACGGCUACAAAGGUACUGGCUGGAGAUUUAAACGAUACCAAACAAAAUCUUUUUAAUAAUUGUGAGCAGGUUGUGCCCACGUCUCCUGCCCCCUCGACAUACUUAUUCGCAGGGUUUGGGAGGAUUUACUCGUCCAGGAAUGAGGUCUCAAACGGAAAGGAGCCGCUUGACCUUGUUUUGGGUUCUGAUGCUGGGUCUGUCGUCCUGCCUCCGGCCCGCCACCGCAGAGAUCUGCGGUCCCAGCAUCCACAUCGGGAAUGACAUCAGCGAGUUCCGGCGUCUGGAGAACUGCACGGUGGUGGAGGGCUACCUGCGGAUCCUCCUCAUCGGCGACAAGAACAACAACAACGUCCACCAGGACGUCUUCCGGUCGCUCAGCUUCCCCAAGCUGACCAUGAUCACCGGCUACCUGCUGCUGUUCCGAGUGUCCGGCCUGGACAGCCUGAGCACGCUCUUCCCAAACCUCGCCGUCAUACGCGGACGAAGCCUCUUCUACAACUACGCUCUCGUGAUCUUCGAGAUGACCAGCCUGAAGGACAUCGGCCUGUAUAACCUGAGGAACAUCACCCGCGGCGCCAUCCGCAUCGAGAAGAACCCCGAACUCUGCUACCUGGACUCCAUCGACUGGUCGCUCAUCCUGGACGCCGAGUUCAACAAUUACAUUGCCGGGAACAAGCAGUCCAAGGAGUGCAGCGACGUCUGCCCGGGCAUCAUGGAGAACAACCCCCAGUGCAGGAAGACCAUGUUCAACAACAACUACAACUACCGCUGCUGGAAUUCCAAUCACUGCCAGAAAGAGUGUCCGGAGAAAUGUGCGCGCCAAGCGUGCACGGCGGAAGGCGAGUGCUGCCACCCUCAGUGUCUGGGCAGUUGCACGGCCCCCGAGAGCGACACGGCGUGCGCGGCGUGCGCGCAUUACUACCACCAGGGGCGCUGCGUGGCCGACUGCCCUCGCGACACCUACAAGUUCGAGGGCUGGCGGUGUGUCAGCAAAGAGCUCUGCUCCAAAGUUCACCUGCCCGACUUCAACAGCUUCAUCAUCCACGGCGGAGAGUGCAUGUCGGAAUGCCCGCACGGGUACAUGCAGACCGCACCCAACAGUAUGUUCUGUAAAGCCUGCGAUGGUCUGUGCGAUAAAGUCUGUGAGGAGAAGGUCAUCGACUCCGUGGAUGCCGCUCAGUCUCUCAAAGGCUGCACUGUUAUCAAAGGCAACCUGCACAUCAACAUCCGCCGAGGCCACAACAUUGUGGCGGAGCUGGAGAGUUUCACAGGUCUGAUCCAGAGGGUGACCGGUAACGUGCGGAUCCGACACUCCCACACUCUGAGCUCGCUGGCCUUCCUCCGCAACCUCCGACACAUCGAUGGAGACAACCUUCUGGACGACAUGUACGCCUUCUUGGCAGUUGACAACCAGCAGCUCCAGUAUCUUUGGGACUGGAAGCAGCACAACCUCACCAUCAAGGCGGGAAAGAUGUUCUUCAGGGCCAACCCAAAGCUCUGCAUGUCCGAGAUCCGCAAGAUGUGGGAGAAGACGGGCAUCCAGGGCCGCUUCGAUGAGAGCGAUUUCCGGAACAACGGCGACCGGGCCAGCUGUGAAAGCACGAUCCUGACGUUCAAGUCCAACAGCACCAGCAGUACAAGGAUCAAACUGACCUGGCAGCGCUACCGGCCCCCCGACUACAGAGACCUCAUCAGCUUUAUUGUCUACUACAAGGAGGCGCCAUUCCAGAACAUCACAGAGUUCGAGGGGCAGGACGGCUGCGGCUCCAACAGCUGGAACAUGGUGGAUGUGGAGCUGCGGCUGGACAAGGACUCUGACCCCGGAGUUCUGCUGUCCAACCUGAAGCCCUGGACGCAGUACGCCGUGUUCGUCAAGGCCAUCACACUCAUGGUGGAGGACAAACAUUUGCCGAGUGCCAAGAGCAAGGUGGUCUACAUCCGCACCAGCCCUUCAGCGCCCUCCAUGCCUCAGGAGGUGCGAGCGUACUCAAACUCCACUACGCAGCUGGUGGUGCGCUGGUCGCCGCCCAUCUCGCCAAACGGGAACCAGACUUACUACCUGGUGAGGUGGCAGCAACAAGCCGAAGACCGAGAGCUGUACCAGCACAACUACUGCUCCAAGGAGCUGAAGAUCCCCAUUAGGAUCGCCGCCAUAGGCGUGGGAGACCAGGAGGAGGACACCAAGCCCACUAAGCCUGAUCACGACGGGCCGGACAAAGGCCCCUGCUGCUCCUGCCCCAAAUCAGUCGAGGACCUGGAGGCCGAAGCUGCCGACGCCUCCUACAGAAAAGUAUUUGAGAACUUCCUGCACAACUCCAUCUUCACACCGAGGCCGCCGGAUCGCCGCCGCCGAGAUCUCUUCGGCAUAGCCAACUCCACUCACCCCCGCCGCUACCGGCUGCACGCCAACAGCAGCACGGUCCCGCCUCCCCAAGCCACGGGUAACAACAGCAGCGGCGCAGCAGACUUGGAGCCGGCCGACAGAGAGUUUGAUUUCGUGGAGCAGGCGGUGACGGAGCGCGAGCUGCAGAUCUCCGGCCUGCAGCCGUUCACGGUGUACCGCAUCGACAUCCACGCCUGCAAUCGGCAGGUCCAGCGCUGCAGCGCCGCGGAGUUCGUCUUCUCCAGGACCAGGCCCGCAGAAAAGGCUGACGACAUCCCCGGCCCAGUCACCUGGGAGGGCAACGAGGACUCUGUGUUUCUGCGCUGGCUCGAGCCUCCUCACCCCAACGGACUCAUCCUGAUGUAUGAGAUCAAGUUUAAACUGGUUGCUGAGACUGAGAAGCACGAAUGCGUCUCUGGUCAGAUGUAUCAGACCCAGCGAGGCGUUCGGCUGUCCAACCUCGGUCCAGGAAACUACUCGGUCAGAGUGAGAGCCACGUCGCUGGCUGGUAACGGCUCGUGGACACACGCUGUGGAUCUCUACGUGGCUGAACGAUACGAAAACAUGCUCUACGCCAUGAUCUUCGUUCCUAUAGUCAUCAUCCUCCUCGUCUGUCUUUUGGUCCCAAUGCUGGUGGUCCUCAGCAGGAAAAGGAGCAGUGACCGGCUCGGAAAUGGAGUCCUGUACGCCUCGGUCAACCCCGAGUACUUCAGCGCCGCGGAAAUGUACGUACCAGACGAGUGGGAGGUGGCUCGGGAGAAGAUCGCCCUGAGCCGCGAGCUCGGCCAGGGGUCCUUCGGCAUGGUGUACGAGGGCCUGGCAAAGGGCGUGGUGAAGGACGAACCGGAGACUCACGUCGCCAUUAAGACCGUCAACGAGUCGGCCAGCAUGAGGGAGAGGAUAGAGUUUCUCAAUGAAGCCUCUGUCAUGAAGGAGUUCAACUGUCACCACGUGGUUCGUCUCCUGGGAGUGGUUUCUCAGGGCCAACCCACCCUGGUCAUCAUGGAGCUGAUGACGCGAGGGGACCUGAAGAGUUACCUGCGCUCCCUCCGCCCUAAAGAGCAACAGUGGUCCAGUCUGUCUCUGCCUCCCUUGAAGAAGAUGCUUCAGAUGGCCGGGCAGAUCGCUGACGGCAUGGCGUACCUCAACGCUAACAAGUUUGUCCACAGAGACCUGGCAGCCAGGAACUGCAUGGUGGCCGAGGACUUCACCGUUAAGAUAGGAGACUUUGGCAUGACCAGAGAUAUCUACGAGACGGAUUACUACCGCAAAGGUGGCAAGGGAUUGCUCCCUGUCCGCUGGAUGUCACCCGAGUCUCUGAAGGACGGGGUCUUCACCACCACCUCGGAUGUCUGGUCAUUCGGGGUGGUACUGUGGGAAAUCGCCACCCUGUCAGAACAGCCCUACCAGGGUCUGUCCAAUGAGCAGGUGCUCCGCUUCGUCAUGGAGGGAGGGCUGCUGGAGAAACCGCAGAACUGUCCCGACAUGCUGUUCGAGCUGAUGAGAAUGUGUUGGCAGUACAAUCCCAAGAUGCGUCCGGCCUUCGUGGAGAUCAUCAGCAGCCUGAAGGACGAGCUGGACCCGUCUUUCCGAGAGGGAAGUUUCUUCUACAGCGCCGACAACAAGUCGGCCGAAGCUGCUCAGCACCACGUGGACGAGGACAGCGUGGACGACGUCCCUCUAGACCCCGCGUCCUCCACACAGCAGACGCAGCAAACCCCAGUCAACCCCCAACAGACCCCGCCCUCCCCGAGCUCAGAGGCUCCGCCCGCCCCGUCGUUAGCGCCCAGCUCCCCUUCCUCUCCCUGCACGUCGAGCGCCGCCGUGGACAAGCAGCCCUCCGGCCAGCAGGCGGCCAACGGGCUGUCGGGGGCGGGCCUCGCGGCGGGGGCGGCGAUGCCGUCACUGGACGAACUUCCGCCGUACGCCCACAUGAACGGCGGCCGCAAAAACGAACGCGCCAUGCCGCUCCCGCAGUCCUCUGCCUGCUGAUUGGACAGAGACACCAGCCGGACUGCAACCCCUGCCAGGACCCUGACGUCUCAGCGGAUGGGAUCUCUCUCUUUUUCUCUCUCUCUCUCUCUCUCUCUUUUGCUUUCUCUUCUUUUAAAUCACAUGCAGCAAAACCACGUCCAGCAGCUGGCCGUGGUUUCUCGGUGAUGAGCAAAGACUCGAGGAAGAUGCUGUCACUAAGUGCAUGUUCUGCUGUACCUCGACACAUUUGUUUCAUGUUCUUCAAGUUUGGGUUUCUACCAGCUGGCAGUCAGACACGACGCUGCCAUUAAUGCUGCGUGGAGCAGAUCAAGUGGGAUUUUUAGUUUUUUUUUUGUACAUGUAUUUUCAACCGGGUAAAACAGGACGUGUCGGCCUUUAUAAAUGAUCGGCGUUGUGGCCGCUGUUGAGCGGGCCAUCAUGGUCGAGAUGUUAAGCAUAUCUAAUGAAGAAGCACUUGACAGAGGUCAGAGGUCUUCGUUGCUCUGCAGGCUGGGCGUAAUGCCGGGAUUCAACAGCCAAUCUGCUGAAGGGGAGAAAAGUCGAAUCUGCCAAAUUUGUUGCCAAAAUUGUACAAAAUGAUCUCUUCUUGGCCGGUAACUCUCCGGAUUGAAAAAGCACUUUGAUCUGCGACUACAUUUUUCUUAAACGAUAAUAACUUCCCUCUCCAGUCCGACACUACUCCUUUAUUGCUGUUUUUGCUCGCUGCAGCUACUCGACUCUGCAAUCAAAUUGAUCUGGAAUUGAGUCCUCUCACAAAGGGUCGUUCCGUCACGGUUAAAAAAAUAAAAACGCCAAAUUCAAUCAAUAAAGAAGAGAGGGGGGUGAAGAGAAAGAGAGAGAAGAAGUCACAUAUAAAGUCCAGAUCUAUGACGUCUCUAUCGGGGUUUGCUCCGACUUCAUAAUAACCGUUGUAUACAAACAGGUAUUUUUUUAGACUUGUCUUCAGUCUCCAACAUUUACGACAUCUCUACACGAGCACAGCAUUUAUGUACGCGUCACUUUUCUAACUUUUCUACGGUUGGAGACAUUCGUCAUGUACAAAACAAGAAGAAGCUGCUAUUCCUUAUUUCUCUUUGUGGUUGUAAUAUAGUUGAAAUAUAUAUGUGUGUGUGUGUGUGUGUGUGUG